This is a messenger RNA of Corticium candelabrum, 3049 nucleotides long. RefSeq lists its product as uncharacterized. The record is from RefSeq and is a predicted model, not a curated record. The transcript is spliced from 22 exons. NCBI's taxonomy places the organism in Eukaryota, Metazoa, Porifera, Homoscleromorpha, Homosclerophorida, Plakinidae. The coding region runs from base 156 to 2810 and encodes 884 amino acids.
CCAAAACAUGAGACACGUAUUCGACAGAGAAGAAGAUAGCAGCAGUCAGUGCCAAACUUCCGGACUUUCUAAUAUUACGUGACACGUAUGUUGAGCAGCAGUUGAGUCUACGAAUUGUUUAUCCGGGUCUUUAGAUGGUUGCCAGCUAGCUAGAAAUGCUUAUUGAUCGUGUUCGUCGUUUGUGCAAGCUACUGCUUAACCUUGAAGUAGAACAGAGUGCAAUGAUGUCAUGUGUGGAGCAUGUGAAGGUACAUGUGUGUUUCACGUGGAUGGAAGCUGUUGUGAAAUCAUCAGCAUUCUCUUGUGAUCCAGCUGUUCUUACUGGUCCUCGAGGUCUUCCUGGUCCUGUUGGUCAGAGAGGCAUGCCUGGGGUACCAGGAACACAAGGCUUGUCAGGCUUACAAGGUUUACCAGGAGCAUUUGGAAAGACGGGAGAUCCAGGUCCUGUCGGUGUACAAGGUCUUCCUGGUCGUGUUGGCCCAGCAGGUCAGAAGGGGUCAAUUGGAUUGCAAGGUGAGAAGGAUGUACCUGGAGUGAGAGGCAAGGCUGGAGUGAGAGGCAAGGCUGGACCGAAAGGAGAAAAAGGCAACAUUGGAUUGCGAGGUUUUGUUGGAUUGAAAGGAGAACGAGGUGACGUAGGACAAAAAGGUGAAAAUGGAGUAAAAGGAGAAGUUGGUCGUAAAGGAGAUCAAGGUAUUCAAGGUCCAGUGGGUUCAAGAGGUUUACAAGGAGUUAAAGGAUUUCCUGGAUACAAAGGAGAGAAAGGUUCACAAGGUUUGCAAGGCAUUCCUGGAUUAACUCCACUUUCUGAAAUAAAGAAACUUGAAAGUUUGGUAACAAGAUUAUACAAUGAACUGAAGGUUCCCAGAGUUCCAGUUGGUGUUGAAGCUGGUACGUACAUGCAACAUGAGCACAUCAGGUGGAAAGUAUACAUAUCUUGUUCUGUAAUUAAGAUCAACUCUAUUCAGUUUGUGCAGAAGGUCCACUCUCUCCCACCUGUAAAGGUUUAUUGUGAUUAUUCUGUGAUCUCUAGUGGGUGUGCACUUGUGUGGAAACACUCAUAUUUUCAAGUUGGAAAUCCAACUGAUGACAUGCGUACUUUCAGUUCAGUGGAUCGUCCAUGUACUGAUCUGUCUGAUGGUUGGUGUAAUGUGGGUAACAAGGAUAAUGUUCCUGGUAAUGUUCAAUUGACAGUUGCUUAUCACGAAGGAGAAGUUGUGUAUGCAUAUGGUGGUGAUCAUAAUUCUGAACUGGGAAAGUCAUGGCGUGGAGCAAUACUCAACAAUCCAGUCAAAAUUACAGAUCAUUGCAAUCGAGGAAAUGGGAUUCCUCCAUCGAUACAAGAGUAUGAGAGACUGUCGCUGGGAGAAUUGUCAGUUACCUUCAUCUAUCUCAUCCAGAAAACAUCGUGUUCAAAUGACAGUUGCUAUAUUUCUUUGUUGACUUUGCCCACAGCACUCUAUGGGGACCUCACAGCAUCAUUUGCUUUUGUUGUGUUUCUGAUUUCCAACCAUAAAACUUACAUGGUAAAUGCAAUGAUGUCAUGUGUGGAGCAUGUGAAGGUACAUGUGUGUUUCACGUGGAUGGAAGCUGUUGUGAAAGCAUUGCCAUAUCAAUCAGUUCUUACUGGUCCUCGAGGUCCCCCUGGUCCAGUUGGUCAGAGAGGCUUACCCGGACCACCAGGAAGGAUGAGGGGCUUACCCGGACAACCAGGAAGGAUGGGAGAUCCAGGUCCUGUCGGCCGACCAGGACAGAAUGGGUCAAUUGGGUUGCCAGGUGAAAAGGGCAAGACUGGACGAAAGGGAGAAAAAGGCAUCAUUGGAGUGCAAGGUCCUGUUGGAUUGAAAGGAGAACGAGGUGACGUAGGAGCAAAAGGCGAAAAAGGAGUAACAGGAGAAGUUGGUCGUAAAGGAGAUCAAGGUAUUCAAGGUCCAGUGAGUCCAAGAGGUUUACGAGGAGUCAGAGGAUACAAAGGAGAGAAAGGUUCACAAGGUUUGGAAGGCAUUUCUGGAUUAACUCCACUUUCUGAAGUAAAGAGGCUUGAAAAUUUGGUGACAAAAUUAUACAAUGAACUGAAGGUUCCCAGGGUUCCAGUCGGUGAUGAAGCUGGUACAUGCAACAUGAGCACAUCAGGUUAUUUGUUCUACCACAAUACUAAUAAAUCUUUGCUGUUUUGUGAUUCUGAGAAGUGGGUUGAGAUGUGGAAACUAUACAUAUCUUGUUCUGUAAUUAAGAUCACCUCUAUUCAGUUUGUGCAGAGAGUCAAGUCUCUCCCACCUGUAAAGGUUUAUUGUGAUUUUUCUGUGAUCUCUAGUGGGUGUGCACUUGUGUGGAAACACUCAUAUUUUCAAGUUGGAAAUCCAACUGAUGACAUGCGUACUUUCAGUUCAGUGGAUCGUCCAUGUACUGAUCUGUCUGAUGGUUGGUGUAAUGUGGGUAAGAAGGAUAAUGUUCCUGGUAAUGUUCAAUUGACAGUUGCUUAUCACGAAGGAGAAGUUGUGUAUGCAUAUCGUGGUGAUCGUAAUUCUGAACUGGGAAAGUCAUGGCGUGGAGCAAUACUCAACAAUCCAGUCAAAAUUACAGAUCAUUGCAAUCGAGGAAAUGGGAUUCCUCCAGAGCCAAGUAUUCAUUCAUCUGGAAUAGCAGGAUUGACAUUUGACAAAUGGAAUCCUGGUGUAUACACUGGUAACUGUGAUACAGAUCGAUACAAGAGUAUGAGAGACUGUCGCUGGGCGAAUUGUCAUUUACCUUCAUCUAUCUCAUCCAAAACACAUCAUGUGCAAAUGACAGUUGCUAUAUUUCUAUGUUGACUUUGCACACAGCACUUCAUGGGGUAGUUGCAUGUUAAUCUUGUUUGCAUUGUAUGAAAUGUAACAUCUAGUAUUGUGAACCUUGAGCUUUCUUGUCAGGACUUCACAGCAUCAUUUGCUUUUGUUGUGUUUCUGAUUUCCAACCAUAAAAGUUUAUUGCAUGCAAAAUUGCAAUAACAAAUUGUUUUUGUAUUGCGUUGUAGCUUACAUCGUAAAUGGUAGUAGACAGCUAUUUUAUU